AUGUCGUACAAAGGUAGCGACUCAUGUUUGGCCGCGGAGCUCGCGGUGCGCUUGAACGAGCGCGAGUUCGGUGCGCCCCUUCUCGCGGGAGCGGCGGUCAUGACGAGCGCGGAAGAGGCGUGGGCGGAGUUCAAGGGCGCGUUCGCCGCGCUCGAGCGGGAGGGCAAGGCGGUGCCCUACUUCAUCGCAGAGAGGUUGGGGUUGGACACUGAGAAUGCACACUGCCUUGAGACGGUGAGGGGCUGCGUGAAGCAGCUCGACGAGGAGAAGGGCUUCGGAAAGAUAUAUAAGAAGGUAUAUAAGAUAGAGGCACGGGUGUGGGCGAAGUUCAAGACAGCCAUCGCCGAGCUCGAGCCGCAGGGCAAGGCACUGCCAUAUUUCAUCGUUCAGAGCAUGGGGUUGGACACCGGUAACCACGAGAACUUCGACUUGGUGAAGAAGUUCUUGCGAUACUACAAGAAGGAGUUGGCAGAGCGGGAACGAGAAGCGAACGUGAACGACGCCGCCGAACCCGAUCCCGAUCUCGCGCCGCCGAUGAACGUCGAGGAAAGUCCGACGAACGUCGAGGUGGGUCCGCGCCCCGUUGCCGUCGCGCGCGCGAACGACGACGACGACGACGACGACGACGGCGCGGGGGACGCGGAGAUCGUGACCGCGGCGAUGAUUCAGAGAGCGCAGGCGCGGCUCGACACGAUGGGCGCGGUCGGGUGGAAAGCCAUCGCGCGCGUCGUCGCGGUGUCCCCGACCGGGGACGUCGUCGCGCGCGACGUCGCGGACGUGGAGCGCAUCUUACGCGAGGAAAGAGUGCGCGUCGGCGAACCGCGCGUCGCGACCCCUCCGUCUUCCGCGCCCGCCGCGGAGGACGUCAUCGCGAAGACGAUCGAGGCGAGGGUGACAGAGAUGCAGACAGAGAUGGAGGCGAAGCUCACGGCGGCGGUGGACGCGAGAGUGAAAGAGAAAGUGAAAGAGUUCGAGGCGAAUCUCAAGUCCGAGCUCGACGCGGAGAAGGAGAAGGCGAAGGAGAAGGCGAAGGAACCGUCUCGAGAGCCGUCUCCGCCGCCGCUGCGCGAGCGCCGGGAGCAGCCUUCGAAGAAGCGUUCGGCGGAGAAAGCGCCCACGCGGGCGGGCGACGGGAAGCGUCGCAGGGAGGAAGAGAACGACGCCCCGCGCGAGGUUGACCGCCCCAAACGGGUCGUAUCCCGCGCGACCCCGCCGGCGAGGAAGUACGCGCCGCGGAAAAACGCGGCGCGGACGGAUUACUUCCCCGUCGGCACGAAGAUUCGAAAAAUGUUCGACGGCGAGUGGUUCAAGGGGGUCGUGCGGGAGGUGGACGACAAAGACCAGAAGCUGCCGUACUUUGUGAAGUACGAAGACGGCGACAAGGAGGACCUGUCGCACGAGGAACUGUCGCGGUUGGUCGUGUCGCCGAGAGGGAGACCGCGGAGUAAGCUGAUCCAUUACGACGACGACGGCGAGGACGAGACGACGUCGGACGAAGACUCUGAAGAGUGGGAGCCGACCGCGGCGCAGCUCGAGCGUCUGAACGAGCUCUUCAAGGCGGGCGUCCAAAACCCGUCGGAGCGGGCGAUCGCGAGAAUCGCCAAUCAGAUCAGUACCUUUGGAAAGUGCACGGACGAUAACGUAGAGCGAUGGUUCGCGGUGAAGCGUGGGGCGUGACGAGCACGCGUGCAGGUAGCAGCUAGCUAGCAGAAAGACUUGAACAAGAAAAUCCAUUCCCAAAACGG
Messenger RNA from Micromonas pusilla CCMP1545, 1745 nucleotides. RefSeq lists its product as uncharacterized. The record is from RefSeq and is a predicted model, not a curated record. The coding region runs from base 1 to 1677 and encodes 558 amino acids. The transcript has a single exon. NCBI's taxonomy places the organism in Eukaryota, Viridiplantae, Chlorophyta, Mamiellophyceae, Mamiellales, Mamiellaceae.